AUGCCGACUCCAAUCCCAGGCUUCCUCCUCCCACGGGGACCCCCCUCCGCACUUAUGCUGCGCACCCUGCAGCGCCAAAAUGCACGCAGCUUCACCUCAACGAGCGCGGCAUUGAAGAAAGCCAAGAGCGCGACCCCGAAGCCCCGAGUCCUCGAAAAGCCUGACCGGUUCCGCCCUCCCUCUCACCCCCAGCGCCUCGUGACCCCCUCACCAAAGAGCGCACCACCCGGUCAGCCAUUCGAAUAUGGUCCGCGAACAACCGAGAAAGAGCGCAUCGAGCAGAGCAAAACACAGUACCCUGGCAUGUUCCCGCCAGAGGGAACAGUGAUGCACCGAUUCUUAACAAGCAAAUGGAUUCACAUCUGGAUUUCAAUGAGUGUUCUCAUGGCCUGUGCAGGUUUCACCUUCUCUACGAAUUUCAAAGCGACUUCCCCAUUCGCACACCUCCUCCCACCAUGGUCCGGUCUCCUGACUUCACCGUUUGCCACCAUCGGACAGGCUUUUAGUGUGUGGCGCAUGCAUGUGCAGCAUAACUCUAUGCGCGUGCGGGAGCAGCGUCACCGCCGUGUCGAGGACGCCGAGAAGAGGAAGCAGUACCGCAUCGCCCAUGGCUUGGAGGAGCCCGAGAAGAACCUCGAUGAAGAAGCGGUCUCGCAGUCGCCUGUGGCCGAGCCUGCCGCUGCGGUGCCUGCGGGUGAGGUGUAUGUUGACUUUGAGGGAAAUCAGAAGCCCGUCAAGAAGUGGUUUGGCAUUUGGUGA
Penicillium olsonii is the source of this 759-nucleotide messenger RNA. The record is from the annotation of a GenBank genome assembly. Lineage: Eukaryota; Fungi; Ascomycota; Eurotiomycetes; Eurotiales; Aspergillaceae.